Molecule: messenger RNA, 1323 nt
Organism: Castor canadensis (American beaver)
Lineage: Eukaryota; Metazoa; Chordata; Mammalia; Rodentia; Castoridae
Source: RefSeq, a predicted model, not a curated record
AUGAAGAUGCACUUCUGUAUUCCGGUGUCCCAGCAGCGGCCUGACGCACGGGGGGGCCGCUACGUGCUGUACUCCGUAUACCUGGACGGAUUCCUGUUCUGUAGGGUACGCUACAGCCAGCUGCAUCAUUGGAACGAGCAGCUGAGGCGGGUCUUUGGAAACUGCCUGCCACCCUUUCCACCAAAGUACUAUCUGGCAAUGACCACGUCUAUGGCUGACAAGAGGAGGGACCAGUUGGAACAAUACUUGCAAAAUGUAACCGCGGACCCACAUGUGUUGAGAAGUGAUGUCUUCACUGAGUUUUUGAAACUGGUACAGCUGGACACAUUUAACAUCAUGGCCAAGAAAGCAUCUCUGGAUGUACUUCUGCCUGAUGGAAGGAGCAUGAAAGUGGAAAUCCUCACAUCGGAUACUGCUGAAAGAGUUCUAGAGGUGGUGUCACACACACUUGGACUGUGUCAGGAGCUCUUGAGCUACUUUGGCCUCUUUCUCAUUCGGCUCUGCAAGAAGGGCAAGCUCUCUGUGGUGAAAAAGUUGGCGGACUUUGAAAUCCCUUACAUUAGUCUGCAAAGUUUGCAAGUAGAAAACUGCAUGGUUGGACUCAGAAAGUGGUACAUGGAUCCCGCCCUUGAUUCCAUGCUGAUAGACUGCAGAGCGGCCAGGGACUUGCUAUAUAUGCAGGCCUUGCAGGACAUUGAACAAGAAUGGGCCAAACCCACACAGGCACAGAGGGAGGAAUUAGAGGCUUUCCAGCAGGAAGGCAAUCAAACAAAGUUUUUGGAGCUAGCCCAGGAGGUCCAGCAUUACGGAUGCAUGCAGCUGGAUCCCUGUACCUGUGACUACCCAGAACCAGGCUGCAGGGCCAUCCUUUCUGUCGGCAAUCAUGAGGUCAGCUGCUGGAUCACCCUGCCUGACAGCCAGACCCAGAAAGUGGUUUUCCAGAUGAGCAGGGUGAAGUGCUGGCAGGUCACUUUCCUUGGGUCUCUGCUGGAUAUUGAUGGGCCCCAGCAAACUGUCAACCAGAAUUUAGAGCUCAGAUUUCAAUACAGUGAGGACAGUCACUGGCAGUGGUUUGUUAUUUACACCAAACAGGCUUUUUUGCUGAGUAGCUGCUUGAAAAAGAUGAUCUCAGAGAAGAUGGCAAAGCUAGCUGCUGAGAGUUCAGAAAUGCAGGUUGAAGUUCCAGAACAAGGCAAAAGGAAAAUAUACCACGUGCUCCAAAGCCAGCAAAAAGAGUAUUCUAGUUUUCUACCAAGGAAAAGCAAGAUUAAGAGAGCUGAAGAUGACUGUGUUUGGGGGACCAUAAAGGAAGCAGAUCUUUGA